Puma concolor (puma) is the source of this 1038-nucleotide messenger RNA. NCBI's taxonomy places the organism in Eukaryota, Metazoa, Chordata, Mammalia, Carnivora, Felidae. The record is from RefSeq and is a predicted model, not a curated record.
AUGGAGUCAUCUUUUCCAUUUGGAGUGACUCUUGCUGUCCUGGCCUCCCUCAUUAUUGCUGCCAAUGCACUAGUGGCUGUGGCUGUGCUGUUGCUGAUCCACAAGAAUGAUGGUGUUGGUCUCUGCUUCACCUUGAAUCUGGCUGUAGCCGACACCUUGCUUGGUGUGGCCAUCUCUGGCCUAGUCACAGACCAGCUCUCCAGCCCACCUCGGCCCACACAGAAGACCCUAUGCAGCCUUCGGAUGGCAUUUGUUACUUCUUCCGCAGCUGCCUCUGUCCUCACAGUCAUGCUGAUUGCCUUUGACAGGUACCUUGCCAUCAAGCAGCCCCUCCGCUACUUCCAGAUAAUGAACGGGCUCAUGGCUGGGUCCUGCAUUGCCGGGCUGUGGUUGGUGUCUUACCUUAUUGGCUUCCUCCCACUUGGAGUCCCCAUAUUUCAGCAGACUACCUACCAGGGUCCCUGCAGCUUCUUCGCUGUGUUUCACCCACGCUUUGUGCUGACCCUCUCCUGCGUUGGCUUCUUCCCAGCCCUGCUCCUCUUUGUCUUCUUCUACUGUGAUAUGCUCAAGAUUGCCUCCAUGCACAGCCAGCAGAUCCGAAAGAUGGAACAAGCAGGAGCCAUGGCCGGAGCAUACCGGCCUCCUCGGACUCCCAGCGACUUCAAGGCUGUCCGCACUGUGGCUGUUCUCAUUGGGAGCUUCACUCUGUCCUGGACCCCAUUCCUUAUCACUGGCAUUGUGCAGGUGGCCUGCCAGAAGUGCUACCUCUACCUGGUGCUGGAACGGUACCUGUGGCUGCUCGGUGUGGGCAACUCCCUGCUCAACCCACUCAUCUAUGCCUACUGGCAGAAGGAGGUGCGGCAGCAGCUCUACCAGAUGGCCCUGGGAGUGAAGAAAGGGCUCACCUCAUUCCUUCUUCUUCUCUCAGCCAGGGAUGGUGGCCCAGAGGGGCCCAGGGAAAGUUCCUGUCCUAUCACCACUAUCUCCCACUCACAGCUUCAUGGCGAAGAUGGUAAGGGCAGAGAAGUUUCAAAGUGA